Messenger RNA from Oryza sativa Japonica Group (Japanese rice), 2472 nucleotides. The record is from RefSeq and is a predicted model, not a curated record. NCBI's taxonomy places the organism in Eukaryota, Viridiplantae, Streptophyta, Magnoliopsida, Poales, Poaceae.
AAGUGGGGCGCCGACGUGGGGUGGUGGCGGCUCGGCCAGCACUGGUUUUUGUGGGACGAGUGGGGGAAAUGGUGGAAGACGUGGAGGUGAUCGUGCCCACGUCGUUGGAUGCGAGCUCUGGUGCGGGUGGGCGCCGGAUUUUGCGGCGACGUGGGCGGCAAUGGCAGUUGGGGUUGGCCGGCGAGAGGUAGGAGGAGGAGCUGACGGGUGGGGCCCACGGUCCCACCUGUCGGCCGGAUGGAGAGAGAGGAGGGAAACCAGGGGACGUAAAGUAGACUUUCACAAGGCGCGGGCCGGCCGAGAGAGGGAGGAGGCGCGCGGCCCACGGGAGAGGAGGGGAAGGCUUGGGCCAAGCCCAAAAGGGAGGGGAGGGGAUUUUAUUUGUUUUCUUUUUUUAUUUAAAUUGAGUUAAAUGAUCUUUGUGACUUUAAAAAUACUUCUUGAGCUCCGAAAACUCACGGAAAAUUCUGGAGAGUAUGUUAGGGCGCAAAGAAUAUUACAAAAUAUUCCCGGCCAAUAAUUUUUAAAGGAAAAUUUAAUUUCCUCCAUAUUUUCACUUGAUUAAAUUGAUUUAAAUUUUAUUUAAUUUCUAGAAAAUGCAUUAUUUAAUGAUUUUUAAUCCCGAACGAAAAUCGGGGCGUUACACGUUGUGAACACAUGGGCAAGUCGCUUUGAGCCAUACCUCGACCCCACACAGUGGCCACCGUACGAUGGUGAAGAAUUUGUUGCUGACCCAAAUUUGAAGAUUAAAACAAGAGGGAAGAGGAGAUCGAAACGAUUCAAGAAUGAAAUGGACUCGGGUCUGGGUGGUUCUGGAAGGAAACCACCUUCAUGCGUUCAACUUGAUGCUGCGCCGGUGCAAAAUAGAUGCUCGUUGUGUCACCAGGAGGGUCACAAGAAAACUAAGUGUCCUAAGCGUCCAAAAAAGAAGAAGUCCAAAAAAAAUAUAAGUGUUAGGGAGGAUGGCCGAGGAGGGACAACCGCCGACUUACCCAGCCUUGGAGGCGUACUAUGAGGCCCGUCAUCGCGAGGCUGCGAUCGAGGCGGGGAGGGUACUUCAACCGCUCUGAGUCAGAGCUCAUGCCCCUCCAGUGUUCGACGAUAGGUACAUCCCGUACCUAAGGGCGGCCGGGUUGCUCGGGGUGGCCUUGGUCGUGAGCAGAGGAAUGCCAGUGUUCAACGCUCCUGCGUUGACAGCACUUGUGGACAGAUGGAGGCCUGAGACACACAGCUUCCACCUCCCCAGUGGUGAGAUGACCAUCACUCUACAGGAUGUGGCUAUGAUCUUGGCCCUCCCAUUACGGGGGCAUGCCGUGACGGGCAGGACAGAGACUCCUGGAUGGCGUGCACAAGUGGAGCAGCUGUUUGGCAUUCCACUGAACAUUGAGCAGGGGCAAGGGGGGAAGAAGAAGCAGAAUGGAAUACCCCUGUCUUGGCUGAGUCAGAACUUCUCACAUCUUGACGACGACGCUGAGCCAUGGCGUGUUGAGUGUUAUGCCCGUGCAUACAUCUUGCACUUGUUGGGAGGGGUUCUGUUUCCUGAUGCUGGGGGUGACAUUGCUUCGGCGAUAUGGAUUCCUUUGGUCGCCAACCUUGGUGAUCUAGGCCGUUUCCGUUGGGGCUCAACAGUGUUGGCGUGGACAUAUAGAGAGCUCUGUGAGGCCUGUUGUCGUCAGGCACCAUCAUCCAACAUGAGUGGUUGUGUGCUAUUGAUUCAGCUGUGGAUGUGGUUAAGACUACCGGUUGGAAGGCCUAAGUGGAGGCAAAGCUUCACUCCUUGGCCCUACAAUGAGCCAGAUAUGGAGAAGACAGUGGCCUACCUUUUUGAGAGUACUGCCACUGCACAUGCUCACCGGGAUGUGGCAUAUAAGCAUUAUGUCAAUGAGAUGGACUGCUUACAGCCUCAACAUAUUGAGUGGUUACCAUACCACACAAAUGAGGCUUCAAGCCUGACCCUGAACUCGAUGUGCAAUCGAAACUCUGACUAUUUCAUGUACCAGUGCCCAUUGAUUUGUUUCUGGGCAGUUGAGUACCACCUUCCGCACCGUGUCAUGCGACAGUUCGGGAAGAAACAAGAUUGGCCGGUAGAGGACAUCUCAACUGGAGUUGAAUUACCCAAGUAUGACAGGGUGAGAACAAAGAAGGUGAAAGACUGGGGGCUAGAGCAUAAUAGAUACAUUGAUGAAUGGAGGACAGCCGGAAGGAAUGACAGGUACAUCGAGACUAUACACCAAAAUCAUAUUUUCUCAGAGUACCUUCGUUGGCUGCAUAGGACAUAUAGACUGUUCCUCCGCCCUACUUGAACGGAAGCCGACAUAGAGGAUGACCGCGACUCCGAUGAGGGGCGGAAUCCCUAUGAUGUCCAGACUAGAGUUGGAUAUCAAAUGGAGCACGCCCCACUUAGAGACAGAGGCUCGAGAGAGCUCCUCAGGAGUGUGAAUGAAAUGGGGCAUGCCCUCCAAGCUCCGAGGG